AUGAUGAAAACGGUAGACCUUACUGCCGCCGUUACGGCUCAUUAUCUUCCAAUCUUGAAGAUCAUCUUGAUUACUGCUGUUCUGUGGCAAUUGCUAGCUGCGGGCUACAAUUUGUUCUUCCAUCCUCUUCGCAAGUAUCCAGGCCCUCUUCUACAACGUGCCACGUCAUUACCUUGGGCUUUACAAAAUGCGACAGGAAACCAAGCCUUCUGUACCCAAAAACUCCAUGACCGCUACGGGCCAGUGGUGCGCAUUGGUCCACGCCACUUGUCGUUCACUCAUGCAGAUGCGUGGAAAGACAUUUAUGGGUUCCAGCCCAGCAGCAAAGGUUCGACUGAGAUGCCCAAGUCCAAAGUGUUUUCUGAAACGAUCGAGGAUCUACCCAAAAGUAUCCUCAAUGCCGACCGUAACAACCACCAGCGGCUCCGCCGUGCACUAGCACACGGUUUCUCAGACAGUUCAAUGCGAGAGCAAGAAGACCUGAUUAUCAAAUACAUCGACAAGCUUGCCUCCAGGCUUUCGGAAUACUCCAGGAAUGGAACCAAAACCUUUAAUAUUGAGGCCUGGUAUAAUUGGACAACUUUUGAUGUUGCGGGUGAUCUAAUUUUUGGGCAAUCCUUUCGCUGCCUCGAUCAUGCCAAUUACCACCCCUGGGUUGCUUUCGUAUUUAGCGCUAUACGGCUCGGUGCCGUUAUGACCUCUUUGAGAUAUAUAGGCCUAGGCUUUGUUGUCCAAGCUCUGUUCAAGAUUGGUGGAAUGAGAGCAAUGGCGAAAGUCAGGGAGAAUACAGAUGAGAUGAUGGAGGGUCGAAUGAAGAUGACUUCGGAGAGGAAAGACCUGUUUGAAGGGCUUCUGAGGAGGCGUGAGGAAUGGAACCUCUCCUUCGAUCAUCUUUCUGCAAACGCUCUAAUCCUAGUGCUGGCCGGAUCGGAAACGACUGCGACAACUCUCUCAGGCGCCACUUAUCUGAUUCUAACUCACCCAGAGGUUCACGAAAAACUAAAAGCAGAAGUUCGAUCAGCUUUUAACAGCUCGAGUGAAAUUAACAUCAACUCAGUCAGCAAGCUUACAUACAUGUUGGCAGUACUGAAUGAGACUUUGCGACUAUAUCCACCAGUAACAUCCGGACUUAUUCGAGAAGUUCCGGUCAAUGGCUACAACAUAGUUUCAGAGCACAUUCCUGAGGGAACAUUUGUUGAAAUUCAACAAUGGUCAUCAAACCAUAGCCCCGAUAACUGGACUGAACCGUGGGAAUUCAAACCUGAACGUUUCUUGGAGGACGAGAAGAGCAACAAAAACAGACUCGAUUCUCUCCAAGCGUUUAGUGUUGGUCCUCGCAACUGCAUCGGUCGAAACCUAGCUUAUGCAGAAAUGAGACUGGUUUUGGCCCGAAUCAUGUUCGACUUUGAUCUCACAUUGGGAGAGGGCAACAAAGCUUGGAUUGAAAGGCAACGGGCAUUUGGUCUUUGGGAUCGGAUUCCAUUGAGCGUGUCUCUGAAACCAGUUGUUCGAUGA
Molecule: messenger RNA, 1515 nt
Organism: Colletotrichum truncatum
Lineage: Eukaryota; Fungi; Ascomycota; Sordariomycetes; Glomerellales; Glomerellaceae
Product: cytochrome p450 monooxygenase
Molecular function (GO): iron ion binding; monooxygenase activity; heme binding
Source: RefSeq, a predicted model, not a curated record